UAAAUCUUCACAUGAAUCACAUCUGCUAUUCUGCUUAACAUUAAUUGAUUUGAUUGACUGUUGAAAACAACACAUCCAAGACGAUCGCUCAACGAAAUUCGAAAUAUACUUUAUUUAGCUUUUUUAAAGAGUUGAAGAAAUAUAUUUCCAGUGAUUUUUAGACUUGGUUGACUCUUAAACAAAGAAAUGGAAAACAAGACGAAUUUUAAAUCUCUGGACGAUCUGUGGACUCGGAAUUUGUUGGCCAUGUAUAAAAAUCAAUGUCACGCAGAUGUAACUUUAAUUUGUGAAGGAAAAAAAAUUUUGGUUAAUCGUUCUGUUCUCGCUUCGCUUAGCCCUUUGUUUAGCCAGUUGCUAUUGGGUUGUGAUUCCCAUGUUGAGCCUGUCAUUUUCCUUGAAGGAUUCAGUUAUAAACCUAUGGUCUGCUUGGUUAAUUACCUUUACAAUGGGAUUGCUGAAGGAUCAUCAGUCGACUUGGUGACAGUGUCCACAUAUGCCAAAGAACUUCAAGUCAAAGGUCUUGUAAAAUUACAUGGGAAAGAACAAUUCCAAGUGGAAAUAUUAGAAAAGAGAAAGGUUGAGGAACAGCUGCAAAAGCUGCAGUCGCAUGAAAUUGAAUGUGAUUCUGAUUCAAGCUCAAAUGAAGAUGAAGAUCUUCAAAUAAUUUAUGAAAAUGUUCAAGAAUCUCUUCCCACAAAAACAGAUGAUUCAAAUGAAAAUUUGACCAAAAACACAGUUUCUUCAGAAAUCAAUUCUAAAAGGAAAAGGCAAAUCUCCCAGUGCUCUACACACACUGAAAAGAAGAUUAUUUUAGAGCCAAUUCCAGAAUCAUCUAAUAAUUCAAAAUCUGCUGUUGCAGUAAAAGCCCUCAAGUGCUCUAUUUGUAAAGAGACAUUUAAUGCAAAAACAGAGUUAAGAAGUCAUCUUGGAAUUCAUCAUUCCGAGCAGCUGACUUGUAGCAUCUGUGGAAAAUUGUUUACCUCGCGCAUUACUUUAAAGAGACAUUUAAGGAGGCACAUUUCUUCACUUGAUGGCCUCCUUGGUUCGUUGUCACAGUGCCAACUUCAUCUAAACGAGCCGUCAGAUAACAUCGCCAAUUGACUUUAACUUCUAGUAAAGAUGAUCAACCAUAACUGUAAAAUUUUUAUUGCAAUUCUCCUUUUGGCCUAUUGCACCAAUAUCCGUCUCAAGUAAGCAUGUUAUUUUCGAUAUUUGGUAUGUGCACUACCCCUAUAUAUUAUUUUGAAUAACUUAAAUUGAUUGCAUUUGCUAUUGAGUUCUGUGGGCUGAUAAGAUAUGAUAAAGAUUUUCUGAUAAUUAAUAAUUUAAAAAGUCAAUCGUUA
Daphnia pulex (common water flea) is the source of this 1343-nucleotide messenger RNA. RefSeq names its product zinc finger and BTB domain-containing protein 18-like. The transcript has 3 exons. The record is from RefSeq and is a predicted model, not a curated record. The coding region runs from base 187 to 1101 and encodes 304 amino acids. NCBI's taxonomy places the organism in Eukaryota, Metazoa, Arthropoda, Branchiopoda, Diplostraca, Daphniidae. Gene Ontology annotation, cellular component: nucleus. Gene Ontology annotation, biological process: regulation of transcription by RNA polymerase II. Gene Ontology annotation, molecular function: DNA-binding transcription factor activity, RNA polymerase II-specific; protein binding; sequence-specific DNA binding.